AUGCCGCCUGCGGACCCAUUACCGAUCGAAACGGCUCAUGAGGACAUGAUCCAUGAUGCUCAGCUGGAUUACUACGGCAAGCGUCUGGCAACAUGCUCCUCGGACCGAACAGUGAAGGUGUUCGACAUCGUGGACGGAGAGCAGCAGCGGGGUACUGGACAGACUCUCAAAGGACAUACUGGUCCAGUAUGGCAGGUCGCAUGGGCACAUCCUAAGUAUGGGCACAUCCUGGCGUCAUGCUCGUACGAUGGAAAGGUGCUUAUUUGGAAGGAGCAGCAGUCGAACGCGGAGGGAUGGGCUAAGAUCAAGGAGCACUCAUUGCAUGCGGCUUCAGUGAACUCGGUUUCAUGGGCCCCACACGAGCUCGGCGCCAUCCUCGCUUGUGCAUCCUCUGAUGGAAAGAUAUCUGUGCUCACUUUUAAAAACGAUGGCCAAUGGGGCGCGGACGUUUUCGAGGCACAUGCAAUUGGCUGCAAUGCCGUUUCCUGGGCCCCCGCCACACGCCCUGGCGCGUUGCUUGCUCCCGCGUCUACCGCCCCUGGUCAGCCAUCCAGUGCUCCCGUGAAGCGUUUUGUGAGCGCCGGAUGCGACAACCUCGUAAAGAUUUGGGCGUAUAGCGAGGAGACGCAGACUUGGACGGAGGAGGAUGUGUUGGAAGGGCACACGGACUGGGUUCGUGAUGUUGCAUGGGCACCCAAUAUUGGGCUGCCGAGGAGCUACAUCGCCACGGCUUCACAGGAUAAAACCGUUCUGAUUUGGACCAAAGACACACCUACUUCACAUUGGACCAGGACCGCACUAGACCCAACAAGCAUUUCGCCCACCGGAGCUCCACCCGCUGCUCCAGGGAAAUUCCCGGAUGUCGUGUGGCGUGUUUCGUGGAGUCUCGCGGGGAACAUCCUUGCCGUCAGUUGCGGCGACGGUAAGGUUACACUUUGGAAAGAGAGCCUGAAAGGUGGCUGGGAGUGUGUUAGUGACAUGACUAGCUAG
Heterobasidion irregulare TC 32-1 is the source of this 990-nucleotide messenger RNA. RefSeq lists its product as uncharacterized. Gene Ontology annotation, molecular function: protein binding; structural molecule activity. The transcript is spliced from 7 exons. Gene Ontology annotation, cellular component: COPII vesicle coat; nuclear pore outer ring. Gene Ontology annotation, biological process: COPII-coated vesicle budding; positive regulation of TOR signaling; protein import into nucleus. Lineage: Eukaryota; Fungi; Basidiomycota; Agaricomycetes; Russulales; Bondarzewiaceae. The record is from RefSeq and is a predicted model, not a curated record. Bases 1 to 990 code for a protein of 329 amino acids.